This is a messenger RNA of Meloidogyne enterolobii, 543 nucleotides long. The record is from the annotation of a GenBank genome assembly. Lineage: Eukaryota; Metazoa; Nematoda; Chromadorea; Rhabditida; Meloidogynidae.
AUGUUGUUGCAGCAACAGGCUGCACAACAGCAAUAUAUUGCUCUUUUACAACAACAACAAUUAAACGCCGCAACAGUUUUACAAGCAACAGCCACUAGAUCUUCGAGUAACGGUAAUGACAACAUUGAACAACAGCCAGCAUUAUUAGGAGGAAAUAGAAAAAGAAGCUCUAGAAUGGCAGGGUUAGAUCAACAGAAUCCAAAUGAUGCAAAUGUUUUGCUAGCACAGAAUGUUAAUGAAAGUGCCGGAUCUAGUAGCAGUUCUAUUUCCGGCCAACAACAGCAUAUGCAAUUUAUGGCUGCUGUUGCAGCUGCAUCGGUGAACAACACUAAUCCAUAUAUAUCAGUCACCUCUACAGGAAGUACAACAAAGCGACAGAAAACUGAAACUACUGCUAUUUCAAAUUCUGCCAAUAGUGGUUUUAAAUGUACACCUACAACUGUUGCGUUCGGGAUGCCACUUUAUGCCGCUCCACAAUUUAAUCCAUAUCUUUUGCCAACUGCCCCGUUUUUGCCAGCUGUUCCUUGUUUGUUAUAUGAUUAA